AUGGAUUCCUCCGCCGCCAUUCGAUCUUCUCACUGCUUUAUGUCCCACAUGCAAUCCUCACUUCAGAAGAAGCCAGUUGUAAUUCCCAUAAAAAAUGUUGGAUGGAACUUUCAAAAUAGGACUUUCAUCCAGAGAUUGGCAAUUAGUGAUAAGCACAAUGAUUCUCACAGCAAAUGGAAGAAAACACUAGUGUCUUGCUCAAAACCAACAGAAGCAAUUGAAACUGCCAAGUCCAAGGCUUCUUUGGAUAGCGUUACAGAAGAAUCUGUGGAGAAAAAAUCUUUGCAAACAGCUACAUUUCCUAAUGGAUUUGAGGCUUUACUAUUAGAAAUAUGCGACGAGACUGAAAUUGCUGAAGUGAAAUUAAAGGUUGGAGAGUUUGAGAUGCAUAUGAAGCGAAGCAUUGGAGCUCCAAUUUCCAACAUUUCACCGGCUACACCACCGCCUGUUCCAACUAAACUCAUAGUUGAAUCAACAACUUCAACCCCACCACCUGAACCAUCUCCAAGAAAAAUCAAUCCAUUUGGAAACGACUUCCAUGAUAAGUCACCAAAGUUGGCUGCAUUGGAGGCAUCUGAUACAAAAAAUUAUGUCUUGGUAGCAUCUCCUACGGUUGGUUCAUUUCGAAGAGGUAGAACUGUGAAAGGGACGAAGUUACCUCCUAUAUGUAAAGAGGGUGAUAUAAUCAAAGAUGGACAAGUUAUAGGCUAUUUGGAUCAAUUUGGCACUUCACUUCCUGUGAAGUCGCAUGUGGCUGGAGAAGUGUUGAAGCUACUCUUUCAGGAAGGAGAGGCUGUUGGUUUUGGAGACCCUCUUAUUGCUGUCUUACCAUCAUUCAACAUUAUCAAGUGA
Molecule: messenger RNA, 852 nt
Organism: Vicia faba (fava bean)
Lineage: Eukaryota; Viridiplantae; Streptophyta; Magnoliopsida; Fabales; Fabaceae
Source: the annotation of a GenBank genome assembly